Ilyonectria robusta is the source of this 1473-nucleotide messenger RNA. RefSeq names its product aldehyde dehydrogenase. NCBI's taxonomy places the organism in Eukaryota, Fungi, Ascomycota, Sordariomycetes, Hypocreales, Nectriaceae. The transcript has 2 exons. Bases 1 to 1473 code for a protein of 490 amino acids. Gene Ontology annotation, molecular function: aldehyde dehydrogenase (NAD+) activity. The record is from RefSeq and is a predicted model, not a curated record.
AUGCCCGUCGUCUCGAAGAGCGUUGAUGAGCUCAAGAAACUUCCCAUUGAGAACCGCCUCUUCAUCAAUGGAGAGUUCGUUCCCUCGAGGAGCGGGAAGAAAUUCGAUGUCAUCAACCCAACUUCGGAGCAAAUCGUUGCUUCUGUUUUUGAAGCAGAUGCCAAUGACGUUGACGAUGCGGUCGCUGCUGCCAAGGCCGCAUUCCCGGCGUGGUCGGAGCUGGAGGCCACCGAACGUGGUGCCUAUCUGUACAAGCUGGCUGAUGCGCUCGAAAGGCGUUUUGCUGAGGUUUCGUACUUGGAUGCCAUCAGUAUGGGAAAGCCCGUUGAUAGCGAUUUCGCAACCCACUCCGCCAUCAAACAGCUGCGCUACUUUGCAGGCAAGGCAACUGAUGUCCAAGGGGAUACCUCUCUCAACACUCCCGGGUUCGUCAAUCUUGUCUUUCGCCAGCCCUUUGGCGUUUGUGGCGCGAUCACGCCGUGGAAUGUGCCCGUUACUAUGAUCACGCAGAAGCUUGGCCCAGCGCUCAUCACGGGAAACACGCUUGUUCUCAAGACAUCUGAAAAAGCGCCACUGAGCCCUCUGGUGAUUGCCCAGUGUUGCCAGGAAAUCGGCCUUCCCAAGGGUGUCUUCAAUAUCCUCAGUGGCUUUGGACAGCCUUGUGGCGAGGCCAUCGCACGCCACAUGGACAUAAGGAAGAUUUCCUUCACCGGAUCUACAAAUACUGGUCGUGCCAUCAAGAAGGCUGCAGCAGAGUCCAACCUCAAGAACGUCACCAUUGAGCUCGGAGGCAAAAGCCCGCUCGUCAUUUUUGACGAUGCUGACAUCGAAAAGGCUGCUAAGGCCUCGGCCUUUUCCAUCCUGUUCAACUCUGGCCAGACGUGCGUUGCCAGCUCGAGAGUUUUUGUCCAUGCCAAAAUCGCCGACGAGUUCACCAUGGCUCUCAAGGGAGUAUUUGCUGCCUUGGGUACGAGUAAUGAUCCACUGGCGACUGGAACUUUCCGCGGGCCUCAAGCUGACAGGCUGCAAUCCCAACGAAUCAUGGAAUACAUGAAUGGAGCAAAGGCGGAGGGGUUGGAAAUUGUUACGGGCGGCAAGCGGGAGAGAGACACAGGGUAUUUCAUCCAGCCAACCAUUAUCAAAAAUGCACCGGAAGACUCAAAGGUGUUCAAGGAGGAGAUCUUUGGCCCCGUUAUGUGUCUCAAUGUCUUCGAAGAUGAGGAAAAGGUGCUGCAGAGCGCGAACAAUACUGAAUUCGGCCUGUAUGCUUCCGUCUUCACGAAGGACAUCUCGCGCGCUCUCCGUAUUUCGAAGAAGUUCGAGGCUGGAAAUGUCGGCAUCAACUGUUCAAGCCCUACGAUGACGCUUGAUAUGCCAUUUGGCGGUUGGAAACAAAGUGGCGAGGGUCGCGAGAACUCGAAAUAUGCUACGGAUCAUUGGACGGAGCUGAAGUCGGUCUAUAUCGCACUAUAG